AUGUCGAUAAUGAAGAUGAUGACUGUGGAAGCUAUUGUAAUCUUACAACCCGCAUCAUCCCCUUAUAAUAUUGCGGAAAAAGUUCAGCAGGCUAAUAUUGAUUUAUUCAGUACUAGUAUCACAACCAUGGAAAAAACUUCACGAGUUAAGUUCAAAGAAGAGUUAACUUCUUAUGAACCUGAAUUGUUUCUAACUGAUGAUGAUGUUAACAGCAUUGAAAGUGACCCCCCUGAAAGUGAUUUUGUGCCAGAUUCGGGUCAAAUGUUGGAAUAUAAAAGUUCAAAUGUAAUUAAUUUAAAUAUUUUUGAUAUAAACGAAGAGGAAGAGAUUGACGAGGAAGUUGUCGAAGAGAUAGUACCAGAUGAAUCCGAUGUUAUCAGAAAUAAUUUUGACAAUAAAACAAAUUUUUUUGAGGAAUUUAACGAAUCGGAAUGUUCGGAACAAAACGAAAAUGUUACUGUUAGAAUUUCAUCAAGCGGUUGUAAUAUGGAAUCUACCUUAAAAAAGAAGAAAGUCAGAAAAAAAUCGCCUCUAUCUAAAUCCUCAAAAUCAGGAAAUGUGCACAUUGAGUGUAAAAAUCAUUGUAUUGAACGACUAGACUUCGACAUGUCUAUGUCUAUAAAAAAAUUGGAAAUUCACGAAAAACCGGUUAAAUGCCCUUUACUGAAACUCCAAAGUCGCAAAUGUUGCGAUGAGAAUAAAUCUCGCAAUCCCACAAAUCUUCCUUGUUAUAACGGCCACCGUUCCGAAUACGGCUUGAGUUCCGAAGAGCUGGAAAAACGCGAACGUCGCAAAGAAAUAAUUAAACUGAAAGAGCAAAAACGUCAGCAAUUAAUGCAUGAAUACAAAAACCGAAAAAAUCAACAGAACGAGGAAGUGUUUUGCCAAUGGUUGAAAGAUGUAGCACGAAGAAAAGCGCAAAAACAAAAGAUCAAUACCGGUAAUGGGGCGAAGCAGUGUUUCAGUCCUAAUGUAAUUAGCUUUCCAACGAAAGUUUGUGAAAAAACAAACGAGAGACCAAAAACUGCUAAUGAAUUCGUUCCGCGACAAAACAUAAAAAGAGCAAGGAGGCCGCAUACUUCGCCCGCUUGCGUUUUUAUUGAAGUUCCGCAAAAGCUGUUAGAACGUGGAAUACAUAUAGGGGAUUUGUUGGUUACCAAUUCCAAUUUCGCAGCCAAGAAAAUGCAUAUUUUGACCGUCUCGUCUUAA
Tribolium madens (black flour beetle) is the source of this 1209-nucleotide messenger RNA. RefSeq lists its product as uncharacterized. The record is from RefSeq and is a predicted model, not a curated record. NCBI's taxonomy places the organism in Eukaryota, Metazoa, Arthropoda, Insecta, Coleoptera, Tenebrionidae. The coding region runs from base 1 to 1209 and encodes 402 amino acids. The transcript is spliced from 2 exons.